Messenger RNA from Centrocercus urophasianus (Greater sage-grouse), 2058 nucleotides. RefSeq names its product mitochondrial ribosomal protein L50 (gene MRPL50). Lineage: Eukaryota; Metazoa; Chordata; Aves; Galliformes; Phasianidae. The transcript has 2 exons. Gene Ontology annotation, cellular component: mitochondrion; mitochondrial large ribosomal subunit. The record is from RefSeq and is a predicted model, not a curated record. Bases 1442 to 1930 code for a protein of 162 amino acids.
ACCUCUAGGGACAGGGCAUCCACAACCUUUCUGGACAGCCUGUUCCUGCACCUCACCACUCUCUUGGUAAAGAACUUAAGCUGGCUUAAUUUGAGUAAUUUCUACCCUCAUAGCACAAUUUGAAUAAUUAUGUUGAUGUUGAAGGCCCACCGUUUGACCUGUGAUAUGUUGUCACGUACUUGAUAGCGAUGCUAAGCUUUCUUAAAGCACAAUUACACAGCUAUUAUGAAAAAAGUGCUAAAUAUUGUGAAAAAUAAAAUGUAGUUCUAUUUGCUGUACAGGUAGAAACAGCAGAACUAAAGUAAGCAAAAGAAUGUUUGCCAGGCAAUAUAAAACACUGAUCACCUGAUAAGACCCUGGGGCAGUCCACCAACCUGUGAAGACCAUACAAGCCUGAAGGUGCUCAUUCCCUCUUAGAAAGCUUAUUCCUUCAGCUGGAAGUGGGGGUCAGAACUCCACCUUCAGGCUCACCUACCUGGUAAUGGAGGUGAGGUCACCCAGGACCCAGCUUGCGCAGCCACAACCUGGUGCUCUGCUUGUCCCAGCCAUUGGCACCUACUGCUCUGGCAGCAAAGAAAGCAGGUGAAUCAUUUUCCUGUAACUUCACGGUGCCCUUCCUGUUAACAGCCACCCAUUUUAGAGGCAGUGCAUCACAGAGAUCCAACACUCACAGUAAUCACACACUCACAGAAUUGAGGCAUUGGAAGGGACAUCUGGAGAUCCCCCAGUCCAACUCCUUGCUCAAGCAGGCUCUCUAUGGAAGGUUGCAUGGAAAAGCAUCCUAACAGGUUUUGAUUAUCUCGAUGAAGAGACACCACAACCUCUCCAGGCAGCCUGUUCCAGUGCUGUGAAUUCAUGUGUGCAUUCAUCCCAUCCUGACCAUGGUAAACCAGUAAUAUACGAACUGAGUGACUUGUCAGAAGGCACUCAGGCGCCAGCAGCAGGGACAGGCACAGCACCUCUCUUCUGGUUCAGCUGUGGUCCCCUACAUCUCCAUGCACCUGAAUUCCAACAAGCUCUGCUCACAGCGAGCAGCUCAUUGCAGCACGAUGCAAAGUGUGCAAAAGGCAUCCCCUGCAUCCGGCAAAAGACCCUCUCCUCCUUUCGAAAAUGAGCGCCUUGGCUUUGCCAGGUAACUCCCGUUCGUGCGGGGGACAGCUGCCGCGCACACUGCGUGAGACACAGCUUCUUUCUGACUGACUUACGGCCAGGACAGAUCAACGUUCGCUGCACCGAGCGUUGUUUCUCGCUCUUACAGAACACAGGAAAACGGCUCUUGUCCCAGCGCCGUGCGCCGCAGCGCAGCCCGCAGGACAAACCACGGCGAGAGCACUGGAGCGGCACUACGGCUCCCGUCAGGCACGGCGGGAGGUGGCGCUGACGUCAUUUCCGGUCAAGUGUAGAACGUCAUUUCCGGCCAGGUGUGAGGCUUCUUCGCAAGAUGGCGGCCGCCAUAGGGCUGCUGGUGGUCGGACGGCGGUUGAGAAUGGGGCUGGGCCGCACGCCGCUUCGGGCGCUGUGGGGCGGCCAUAGCAGGAAGGAGGACAAAGAAGUAGGAGAAGACAAUGUAAUUCCUCAAGAAAAAAAAAAGGAACCCAGCCUGAUCUGUCCCCCGCCACGCAGCAGAAAGUAUUUUCCUCCAGAGGACCUACAGAGCAUCCUCGAGGCUCGUGUCAAGGAGAUUUGUGGGCCAUCACUUGCUGGCAACUGGCAACAGACGUCUCUGAAAGACAACAGGUUGAAAUAUCGGCUCCUGGCUCAGCUUGCAGAAGAACUUGGUCAUGCUGUGCCCAACUCACAGCUCCACUUGAUGUGCAGUGCACAAGAUGUCCUGACUUUCUAUAGCACUCCUGUGAAGGAUAUGUCAAAGUUCGAUGAGCUGUGUGCUGCAGAACUGCCCCCAAACUUGAAGAUUGCCUGGGAGCGGUGAGACCAGGAAGCAUCACUGCACUUUGGUUGGAUUCUUAAGGCCAAAUUGUGGAGCUGGAGCAGAACCAUUUCAUUGUUAUAUCAACCUGAUAUGAAUAUCACCAAUAAAAAUGCAUCUAUUUGUCUUCA